AUGUCUCCGCCAAGCUCCCCCUUGAUCGACAACUUACGCGAGCAACACACUUCAAAGUCAUCUGAUGAGGAAAUUACGGAGGAUGAAAACGGAGAUGAGAAUGAGGAGGAAGAAGAAGACGUUGAAGAUGAUCGCGAGGGAACAGACGAGAGUAAUGAGACACAUCAAGUGGACCGUAUUCCAGCAUUAGAUGAAGAAAACGCUUCAGAUACACCCUCACCAUCUAAGCAUGCUCGUUCGUCCAAUUGGUAUCCUGAUGCAGAUUUGAAUUCCGGUUCUGCAUCAGCUUCGGAAGACGGCAAUAAGGAAGUGUUUGAUCUGAAAUACAAUGAAAGACAUGAAGGUGGAUCUGAAGUGUCAAGUCGAGGACCACUGGAGAAGUCCGGCGACACGUCAGAAACUUCCGGUGAUUCAUCCACAAAUGACCAUAUGGAUUCAUUAUCUACUGAUGCUCUCCAUGAAGUAAUAGAUCGCUCUGGACGCGAUAAAUUGGACGAAGUGGAUGCAAGUGUUAUUACCGAAGAGGCCAAGGUACUUGUCCUGUAUUAA
Molecule: messenger RNA, 549 nt
Organism: Echinostoma caproni
Lineage: Eukaryota; Metazoa; Platyhelminthes; Trematoda; Plagiorchiida; Echinostomatidae
Source: the annotation of a GenBank genome assembly